GCUAGCUCGACAACCUUCAACCGUUUGUGUAUUUUGAGGAAGUCCGGUGAUGAUGCUGAUACGAAAAUAGACCGGGGGUAAAAGUUAUUUAACGACACUGUACCUGGAGGACAACAGCCUGUCAGCCCCGUAACAGCAUGUUACUAAAAAUACUGCUGGGCUUCCUGUGUGGCGUCAGAGCUUUGGCUGUGGAGGGUCCUCCACCUCUGCUGCUAGUGUCAUUCGACGGUUUCCGAGCAGACUACUUGCAGAGGUUCCCCAUGCCGAACCUGAAGCUCCUGUACAGCGAAGGGGUCCUGGUGGAGCAGCUCACCAACGUCUUCGUCACCAAGACGUUUCCCAACCACUACAGCCUGGUGACGGGGCUGUACGCGGAGUCUCACGGCAUCCUGGCCAAUAGCAUGUAUGACCCGGUCACCAACAAGAGAUUCAUAGUUGGCAAGAACAGCAGCGAUCCUGUAUGGUGGAGUGAGGCGCAGCCCCUCUGGGUUACGGCACUGGACUCUGGCUACAAGACGGCGGCCAUGAUGUGGCCUGGCUCUGACGUGCCCAUCGGCAACCGCACGCCGUCAUAUUUCCUUCACUACAACCCUCAUGUGACAUUCCAGCAGCGACUAGAAAAUGUGACAAACUGGAUUUUGGGGGAUGGAAAGGAGCAAGGCGUGAAGUUUGCAGCUCUCUACUGGGAGGAGCCAGACCACUCAGGUCACAUGUUCGGACCUGACAACGACACUGCCAUGAGCAAAGUGCUGAAGGAGGUCGAUGACAACGUUGGACUGCUGAUUUCGGAACUGAAGCGGACGGGCCUCUGGGGUCACAUCAACAUCGUGGUAACCAGUGACCACGGCAUGGCUCAGUGCUCGGCCGACCGCCUCAUACUGCUGGACGACUGCCUCCACCCCGACAACUACACACUGGUGGACCGCACACCUGUCGCAGCCUUAAUCCCACAUAAAGAUCCAAAGGCCGUCUUCACCCUGCUCAAGAAAUGCCACCCCAAUCUGACAGCAUAUUUAAAAUCGGACAUCCCUGAUAGGCUGCACUACCGGAACAAUGACCGCGUCCAGCCAAUUAUACUGAUUGCUGACGAGGGCUGGACCAUUGUGCAGGGAGAAAAAAAGCUGCCAAGAUUGGGCGAUCAUGGCUAUGACAACUCCCUACCCAGCAUGCACCCCUUCAUGGCAGCGUCGGGGCCCAGCUUCCGUCAGGGUUAUCGAAUCAGCAGCUUACAGAGCGUGGACAUUUACCCGCUCAUGUGCCAUCUGCUGUCGGUGCCCCCGCGGCCCAACAAUGGCACCCUGGCCCAGGCUCGGUGCCUGCUGACUGGUGCGACCUGCUGGAAUGUCCCUCUGGUGAUCGUCCUGGUGGUGGGCGUCCUACUGGUGCUCACUACAAUCACUGUUCUGUUCAGGUUUCUGGGCUGCCGCCGCCCGUCUGGCCCCCGACCCUUCCAGAGACUGCAGCUUGACGACCACGAUGAUGACGACCCCCUGUUGGAGUAAACCAGUCCAAACCAGUCAGUCCACACUUUCCUGUGUCACCUGUUUGUGCUCCAAUAGGUACUUGACAUGUUGCACCUUACUCACUGAGGCCACGUCCUUACCAUUCACUCUGGCAUGUGUGUGCAGUUGUUUAAAAACCCUCCAGUCCCACUGACACCUUCUGUAGGGUUGUACACUGGUGUAAAAACACCCAUAGGGAAUAGUGAAUACUGUCGACUCUCCAUGAUGUCGCUGUUUUUAAAAAUCCUGUUACCAUUGACUUGAACAUGUGAUGAAAAGCCAGUGAUGAUUUCAUGUGGGAUAUAAGUUGUUUUUAGGAAAUAUUGAAGACUUUACUAGGUGAAAGGAUGAACAUUGAGAUUAAUAUUUUUAUUCUGGGACAAAAAAAUAGACUUUUGUCUGACUACUGAUUUAUUUUAUAUUUUUCUGUAGGAAGAGGGUUCAAAGAAAAUUUAAUUUUGUAGUGUACAUUUGAUUUUUUUUAUUUUUAUUUAUGUGUAGUGUCACAUUUUGUCAGCAGAGGGAGCCUUUAGCUCAUUUAAGAUUUGUAUCUCACUGAGAUCCUGUGGUGUCUUGAAGGAGAAAGCACAAAAGCUUUUUGGUUUGAAUUCUUUUGAUUGUCUUUCUGUGUGUGCUGUUACCAAUUUGGUUUAUUUGUUACACUGAUGCCUGAGUCUGAAGUCAUCUGAGUAAUGCUGACAUCUGAAAUGAUGCAUUUUUACCAUUUAAAAAAACAACUGUAAAUGAUAGAGUUAAGUGAAUUGGAAGAGGGAGAUUUCUAUGCAAGUCAUUCAGUAAGUGUAGGUGUAUCAGGUAUCCAUUCUUUACUCACACUAAAUGAAACCAAAGACUGUUUUAAGAUGCACAACAGAUGCUCCAAUGAGAUAUUCCAGAUACAUUUUUUGAGAAAGGGAAUUGUCCUGGGUCCUCUAGAUUUUAAAAACAGUACAAAAUUACAUUCAAGUACAUGUUCAUAUUUAUCUGAUGCUUACUGAUGCCGAAGUCUAUUCAAAAGGCCAAAACUACUACAAAGUGUUGUGUGUAUCAAAGACUUAUCUAUCCUUUUCUCUGUGCUAUAGAGGUCUGUAGUCCAAACACACACCAGGGAGGAACACUGUUGCACUGGUUGAUAUUUUACUGUGUUAUUACUGUAGUAUAUUAUGACUCAAUCCACCAUACGCUGUCCUGCUGCUAUAAAUACUCACCAAACACCAGAUGUGUUUUCAUCCACCGCUGAAAGUCCACUAUUUCCUACUUUUAGAGUUUGCUAAAAUAGUGUCCAGGUAUUUCAGGAAUUUUUUUAGUGUCUUUUAAAAAUGAGAGCAGCCCGUGUUUGAGAUUUAAAUGCAGAGAGGGAACCAGUGGUCUCAAGGCUGAGUGCUGAGUGCCACCAAGGUAUACUAUACAGUUGUUGGACUGUGACCCGUCCUCCCUACGCUGCUUUUUUAUGCACACUGCAAGCUACUGUAGGCCUAUUAUUGUAGGGCCGCUACAUUUGUGGUUAUGGAAAAGCUGAUACUUUAGAGAGCACAUGAAGCUAACUGCCGGCACCUACCUGUCCAACAGGAAACAGGCCAACUCUGUGUUGCUCUUUAUCCCCAAAUGAAAGCCAAGUCCAGAUUCAGUUUUGAGAUAAGAUAUCAAGCGAACUCUUGGACGUGUCAAGGUUCCCAAACCUGGAAAACUCAUGGAAUUCCACAAUCACAUUUUCCACACCUGGAAAAGUCAUGUCAUUAGUUAAAAUCAUUCAAAGUUUUGAAAAGUCAUGGAAUUUUGUCGUGUAUAAUGAAAGUGUGACAAUAUUUUUCCAUGGAAAACCGUCCAUGUAGUGUAAAAUUAACGGGAAAUUAACUUUCUGUCGCUGUCAGCAUCACGUAGAGUAUUUCCUUGCGUGGGAACCCUGAUGUGUGCUGCUACUUCCUGGUCGCUACAUGCAGAAUGUUUGCAGAUAAAUACACCAACACACAUUCUAGUAGGUCAUAAGAUGAUUUAGAGGGAUUGCUUUUGUAUAAGUCUACAUUUUUUUGAGGAAAAUCCUGCAUAUUAACAAAACUGUAGCAUGACAGCCACAUCUUUUAAUGCAGUGCUGCUCCCAUGCUUCCAACCACAUAUCAAGGGAUAUGUACAUAGUGUUCAUGCAUCUAUUCAUGUGUCUGCGUGUAAGUAUGCCUUAUGCUGCUGAAACAAGUGAAGAACAAUUCCACAUAAAAACAUAUCAUCAUAUUUAUGUCAUCUGUGAUCUUUAAAUGCUUUAUGUAAGCUGCAUCUUUGCACUCUCUGUGUGUCGACCCAUAAAGUUACUGUUUUUAGUUUUAUGGUUUUAAAAACUAUAAAAUAUGCAAAUCCUGGCCUGUCGAGAGAUUCCUGUUGUUUGAUGAUGUUUUCAAAAUGAAUAAAGUUGAUUGAAAAUCAGA
Messenger RNA from Epinephelus moara (kelp grouper), 3916 nucleotides. It is a transcript of the gene enpp4, whose product is annotated as ectonucleotide pyrophosphatase/phosphodiesterase 4. The transcript has 8 exons. The record is from RefSeq and is a predicted model, not a curated record. The coding region runs from base 138 to 1502 and encodes 454 amino acids. NCBI's taxonomy places the organism in Eukaryota, Metazoa, Chordata, Actinopteri, Perciformes, Serranidae.